AUGUCUACCAGUGCAUACACGGAUCAAGAGUGGGCUCGUAUGCGGCCCCAUAUCACGAGGCUCUACUCAGAUGACGCGAGGCCGCUUAAAGAGGUGGUAGAGACAAUGCGGCUGAGACAUGAUUUCCAUGCAACACCAAGGAUGUAUAAGCAUCGCUUUAAAAAAUGGAGCUUGGAUAAGAAAUACAAAGAGAAAGAAGUCAUCCAGAUGUCUCUACUUAAACAACAACGAAGUGUUGCCGGAAAACAGUCCAUCUUCUUUGUGCGAGGUAGACAAGUCGACUGGGAACAGGUCGAAAAGUAUCUACGCCGCAGACCAGACCUCGAGACGAAGAUCAAAGCGGGCAUGCUCAAGAUGGGUAGCUCCAACUUUGAUAUCGACUGUCGCUCACCAUCGCCAGAGCCUGUUCUGCAUGUUUCCAGUGUUCUUCAAUACACGGACGAGCUACUUCGACUGCUCCACGGCUACUAUCGCUCAUGCUACCACGGAACUGCAAGAAGAACUCACGUUGAUCAAGUUGUCGACUGUUCCGUCACUGUUCGAUGCUACAGGAGACUGGAUCAAGCUCGUACCAUGAUCAUGGUUAACAUGAUGAAGCCCGGCUUUCAAGCUCUCAACAAGUCGCUUGAUGACCUUAAGUCUAUAGUGGAGGAACAACAUCCCACUCUUAUCUUCUAUCUAUCCGAUUUCGUGUCCGCUUUUGACCAGCGACACGAAGCCCUGACAUUCGAAUUACUCCGACACACACAUGACACACUGUUGGUUGUCUUUGGGGAAGGCCAUCCACUGGUUUGGCUACUCCGUCGGCUUGUUCGUCUGUUACACAAAGACCGAAAUGAGUUCAUCGCCAUAAUCCUAGAGGCGGCUGUGGACGAUUUCAAACGUCUUCGUGUUAGAGACCGCAUGAUUGAAAGGCUCAGCUGUCACUAUAUCGUGUUGUUGGACUACAUGGGAAUCAGGAGGGAAAUGGCAAAAGACUCGUUCCCGGAAAUGGACGUGGCUUCUAUGGAUUCAGCCAGUGUUUCCUAUCUCGGCAGGUUUGCUGACAGGUUGAUAGUCAGUGGUGACUUUGAAGAAGCAGGGCGCAAGACGGACAUCAUGCUCGCGUGGCUCCAGAGUGCCCCGAAUCAAGAGAAUCCGGCAUGGGCAGAUCUCCAACUUUUUUACUACUACCUCAAAGCACAUGGCGGGUUUUCAAGUGGUGAUCAUGUGGCAGGCGAUGCUUGGCUUCACCGAGUCAGGCAAUUCGUCGCUCAGUAUUUCCCAAACAUGUAA
This is a messenger RNA of Ilyonectria robusta, 1275 nucleotides long. Its product is annotated as Clr5 domain-containing protein. The record is from RefSeq and is a predicted model, not a curated record. Lineage: Eukaryota; Fungi; Ascomycota; Sordariomycetes; Hypocreales; Nectriaceae. The transcript is spliced from 2 exons. The coding region runs from base 1 to 1275 and encodes 424 amino acids.